CCAACUGGUUCUUGCCACAUCACACUAAAUUCCAAAAGUUCCACCUGGCACCAUGUCAUUCAUCAUUAAAGAAGAGAACACCAUAACAACUAUGGAACUCAUUACACUCCAGUUAUUAUUCAAAGACUCGACAGACACAGCACACUUUCUUUUCCAAAGUAUUUUUCACAGUUCCUUCCUUUUUUGUGUUUGCUCUUCAUUCAAUCAAUACUUUUUUCCUCUCUCAAUAAAGCUCAGAUCUUUUUCAUGAAACCCAUAAUGAAAAAUUCAAACUCAGAACACAAUUCAAAUUCCAGUCAUCGGAAUCUCCAAAAACACAACAGUCACAUAUCAAUGUCGGACACCGAGUCACAAGUGAGUCAAAUUGACUCGUUCCACUCACCUCUCCGGUCCAACUCGCCAUUACGUUCAGACGACCCUUUCACUGAACCCCACCCCCCUAAAUCCCCCUCUAAGGCAAUUGUUAAGUACUUCUCCCCGCUCAGAUCACCGCAUAAACCCUCGUCGGAAAAUUUGAGCUUGCCGCCGACGCCGCCGUCAGAACGAAGAUCGCCGGUUGUGUAUUUUAGUAGGGCGAUUAGGGAAGAUGCGGCGCCUGGGGUGACGAAGGUGGGACCGGUCCGGGGUGCUGAUGUGGAAGCUGGCGAGGUUGGCGGCGAGCGGCGGUCGAGGGCCGCUGUGGCGUCGAUUACUGGACGGUCGCAAAGGGAUGUUUUGCUGAACCGGGCGGCUUUAGGGUUUAGGGUUUGUGAGGUUAUUUUUUGCUUGAUUUCGUUCUCGGUUAUGGCAGCUGAUAAAACUCAAGGCUGGACUGGUGAUUCGUUUGAUCGUUACAAAGAGUACAGGUAUUGCGUAGCCGUUAAUGUUAUUGGAUUUGCAUAUUCUGGAUUUCAAGCAUUUGAUCUAGCAUACAGUUUGGCCACUGGGAAACACUUUCUCUCUGACCAUAUGCGAUAUCAUUUUGAUUUCUUAAUGGAUCAGAUAUUGGCAUAUCUUCUUAUGUCAGCAUCCUCUUCUGCUGCAACGAGGGUAGACGACUGGAUAUCAAAUUGGGGAAAAGAUGAGUUCACGGAAAUGGCAAGCGCAUCAAUCGCGCUGUCCUUCUUGGCUUUCAUUGCUUUUGCCUUUAGCUCUCUUAUAUCUGGUUAUAGCCUCUGCAACCGUAGUUCCUCAUGAUCCUGAAAUCAGUUACCACUAUUUAUUCAUUGCGUAAUUUUGAGAAAUUGAGCAUUAAUUUUAAUUUCUGGUGGAUCAGAAGAUGUACAGAAGUAGUUAAUAGAUUUAGCAGUACAAAUUUUUUUUUCCAGUCCUAUAAUGCAGAGAAAUAAAGUACCCAAAUGUGGUUAGCGAAAUGCAUUGUUGAGUAUAUAAGAAUAAUAAUGUCCAAUAUCCAUAUUUUUUGGAUAUGGUAUAUACUACAUCUGAUCUGUAUUGUAUCUCC
Molecule: messenger RNA, 1441 nt
Organism: Nicotiana attenuata
Lineage: Eukaryota; Viridiplantae; Streptophyta; Magnoliopsida; Solanales; Solanaceae
Product: CASP-like protein 4A3
Exons: 3
Coding region: 247-1176 (309 amino acids)
Source: RefSeq, a predicted model, not a curated record